Molecule: messenger RNA, 5832 nt
Organism: Coregonus clupeaformis (lake whitefish)
Lineage: Eukaryota; Metazoa; Chordata; Actinopteri; Salmoniformes; Salmonidae
Product: zinc finger MYM-type protein 2
Exons: 23
Coding region: 259-4380 (1373 amino acids)
Molecular function (GO): zinc ion binding
Source: RefSeq, a predicted model, not a curated record
UUGAGAAAAGCUGGAUCCCUUCUAGCCAUGACCCAGUACAGUUUUUUUCUCCUUUAGUUCAUAGUUCGUGGUUAUUUUGUUCAUGGUCCUUUAGAGCUGGGUCAGAGCUAGAGCUGGGUCAGAGCUAGCGGAUCCUGUUAUUUUUUAGAUCAAUGAUCCUGAAUCAUUCAGCACAUUAGCAAACAUCGCCGUUCUAGCAUCAUCACCAUGAAAGUAAUGUCCUUGGGUCGUCUUAAUUCGGUGGUAGCAGCCUAAACGAUGGAUGGGGAAUCGAAGGCCAAACCUUGGGUAGAGGAGGAGAGCACAGCCACAGCCCCAGAGGAGGAACCCAUAGACACAGGCGCCACUCCCUCCUCAGAGCAAACUACACCCCCCACGAGAACCCAGGCUCCUGUCACCAAGGCAACAGAGGAACCCUCCAGGGUUAUGGAGAACAAUGAUGAUGAUGAUGUGGUGCUGGUGGAAGAGGCCCCGCCUCCCUCAGGGAAACAGCCCCCCACCCCCUCUGCUACUCCCUCUUUCCAAGCUGGCGCCCCCACUGCCUCCACCCCCACAGACUACACUGAGCCCCGCCACCCGGAAACAGAAACCACAGCAAUGGUAAACACGACAACCGCCACAGCAGCAUCAUUCCCCUCCAAGACCCCGAGUCCACCCGCCACCUCUUCAGCACCCACAGAGCCCAUAGUCAUUGACGAUGAGGAGGAUCCCGGGCACAGAGGCUUUUCCUCACUAGCCACAGCCGGAGGCCCCUCUUCAGACAGCGAAGGCAUCCUGAGCAGCACGGAGCCCGACUCUGAGAUAAAGAUCGCCAGUGUCACAACGCUGGGGCCCUCUGUCGCCAUGGCAGCUACAGCAGCCGAGCCAAUGGCAGAAGGGGACAUGAACCUGGUGAUCACCAGUGUGACAUCACUUCAGGGCGGAGUGGGGGGGGAGUGCAUGGUGGAGAAUGGCUUGCAGAUCAGCAGCACCUUCAGUCUGAACCCUGAGGCCCAGAGCUCCAUCAGCACCAACAGGCCCCCGGCCACCUUCAACCCUGGCCGGGUUAGCAACACCUCCACCACUAGCCAGCCUGUACAGAACGGAGACACGGGGACCCACCAGAGGCCUGAUUCGUGGAUCUCCCAGUCAGCCUCGUUCCCGCGGAACCAGAAACGGACAGGGGUGGACUCUACAUCGCCAGCCGCAUCCCUGCCCAAACCGCCCGGCCCCUCCCCCUCAGGCUCCCAGAACCCCCCUCGCACUGUCAAGGUGACCUGCGCCAAUUGUAAGAAGCCUCUGAAGAAAGGCCAGACGGCCUACCAGCGGAAAGGGUCCACACACCUUUUCUGUUCCACCACCUGCCUCUCCUCCUUCUCACACAAACCCACCCCCAAGAAGAGCUGCACCAUGUGCAAAAAGGACAUCACUACAAUGAAGGGCACCAUCGUGGCCCAGGUGGACUCCAGUGAGUCAUUCCAGGAGUUCUGCAGUACAGGCUGUCUGGGAGCCUACGAGAACAAACAGAACCCAGCCAAGUCCUCCCUUAAAACUAAGUGCACUGUCUGCAGCAAGCUCACUGAGAUCCGCCAUGAGGUGAGUUUCAAGACGGUCACCCAUAAGAUCUGCAGCGAUGCCUGUUUCAACCGUUACCGCAUGGCCAACGGGCUCAUUGUGAACUGCUGUGAGCAGUGUGGGGAAUACCUGCCCAGCCGCGCGACCGCCAACCACUUCCUCAUCAUCGAUGGCAAGCAGAAACGCUUCUGCUGCCAGAACUGUAUAAGUGACUACAAGCAGGCCAACUCUAAGAUGAUGAUGUGUACUGGCUGUAGGGCCAUGGUCAGGUCUAGUGAAGUCACUCACUGCAUCGGGGCCAGCGGCACCAUGGAAUCGUACUGCUCCACAGCCUGCGUGAGCAAGACCAAGCUCGCCAGCAGCGCUACCACUAUCCUCCACUCGGAGCCCACGUGUCACUUCUGUAAGAAGACAUCGUUACCUCAGUACCAGGCAUCGCUGCCUGAGGGGAAGGUCCUAAACUUUUGCAGCUCAACGUGUGUCACCAAGUACCAGAAUUCCACCAUUCAUACAGUAACCAAUGGACAGGCUCCCCUGUCUACAACGAACCACAACAUCCAGCUCAAAUGUAAUUACUGUCGAGGAGCAUUUAGCCUAAAGCCUGAAAUCCUGGAGUGGGAGGAUAAAGUGUACCAGUUCUGCAGUAAGAUAUGUUGUGAGGACUACAAGAAGCUGCACUGCAUCGUCACGUUCUGUGAGUACUGCCAGGAGGAGAAGACGCUCCAUGAGACAGUCAAGUUCUCCGGAGUCAAGAGGCCCUUCUGCAGCGAAGGUUGUAAGCUGCUGUUCAAGCAGGACUUUGCCAAGCGGCUGGGUCUGAAGUGUGUCACCUGUAACUACUGCACUCAACUGUGUAAGAGAGGAGUGACCAGGCAGCUGGCCGGGGUGUCCAGGGACUUCUGCAGUGAAACCUGCGCCAAGAAGUUCCACGAGUGGUACUACAAGGCGGCGCGUUGUGACUGCUGUAAGGUGCAGGGGAACCUGACUGAGUCGGUACAGUGGAGAGCAGAAAUGAAGCACUUCUGUGACCAGCAGUGUCUCCUCCGCUUCUACUGCCAGCAGAAUGAACCCAACCUGGCAACGCAGAAGGGCCCAGAGAACACCAGACUUGGAUUUGGAAUACAAACCGAGGCAACCAACAUUGCGAUGUUGAGUCAGCCGUACACCGGUGGAGGGAUCCUAAAGGACGUGAAGAAUAAAGCUGUACUCUGCAAGCCUCUCACUAUGACCAAGGCCACCUACUGCAAACCACACAUGCAGAGCAAGCUCCUACAGACAGAUGAGGAUGACGGGGUGAAGAGGGAGUACAUUCCUGUGCCUAUCCCUGUACCCGUGUUCAUCCCCGUCCCCAUGAACCUCUACGCCCAGAUCACACCCGUGUCUAUCACACUACCCGUCCCGGUUCCAGUGCCGAUAUUUCUGCCGACCACGCUGCAGGGUGCAGAGCAGAUUGUCCAGACCAUCAACGAGCUGAAGGCCAAAGUCCCCACUGACCCCCACGAGGCUGACCUCCUCUCCAUGGCUGAGAUGAUCGCAGAGGACCAGAAGCCAGAUGUGAAGGUGAAGAGGGAGCGAGGAGAGGCCAGGUCCAGCAGCUCCAGUAGCAGCGGCUCUGAAUCAGAGGCUGAGGAGGAGAAGUAUGAACCAGACCUGGACCUGGAGAACGACUUUCCUCAAGACCCUGUUCCCACGCUGGAGAGUCUGGACAUGGACAUGGGGUUCACCCUGCCCCCUCUCCUGGCUGAGGAGAAGGAAGUGGCACCCAGAGCCAGGAGACAGGGACACAAGAGGCGAGCUGUAGAGGGAGACCCUUCCUCCCCCUCUCCCCCUACGCCAGACGGCCCUGUGGAGGGGCGCUCGCUACCCCUGAGAUCUCGCUACGGGGUCAACGCCUGGAAACGUUGGGCGUUGUCCUCAGCUGACCAAUCAGGUGACGAUAAAGGGAAAGACUACCUCAAGCAGGAACCUCCACCGGCCCGGUCGAAGAGUAACCCGCUCUCUCUGAAAGCAUCAGAGCUCAGCCUGGCCCUGUCACGGUUUGUCCAUGAGGUACGGCGGCCAAACGGAGAACGCUAUGCCCCCGACAGCGUCCUCUACCUCUGCCUGGGCAUCCAGCAGCAUCUGCAGGCCAAAGGCAGGAAAGAUGACCUGUUCAGUGACCUGUGCUACGAGCCGUUUGGAGAGGAGCUCAACAAGGUCCUCAAAGACUGGCAGCCCAGCGUGAUGCCUGAUGGCUCUCGGUGGGGCCGUGUGGAGGAGCAGUGCCUGUGGAGCUGUAAGCUGCUGGGUGAGCAGAGUCCUGCAGCAUUGCUGCGCUCCCUGGUCUAUCUCAACACCAAGUACUUUGGCCUGCGCACCGUGGAGCAGCACCUGCGCCUCUCCUUCAAGAAUGUCUAUGGCCCCGACCACACAGACCCAACCACACAGGAAACCACCAUCUGCAUCCGCAUCCCUUCCAUCUCCUCACCAGACCACCACUUACAAACAGGGUCCAGGAAGAGGAAACGUAAGGAGGACAGUGACGCGGCCUACGAGCCAGACGACGGCUCGGGAAGCUCCACACACUGUCCAGUCAAAAAGCACGAGGGCAGAUUCUAUGAACUCUACCGUUCCAAGUGCCCGGGGUCGUUGAGGCAGCGUAUGGACGUGUUCUAUGUGCAGCCAGAGGCAUCGGGCAGCAGCUGUGACAGUGACAGCUCCCUGUGGUUCUCCUCUACUCCUCUGGACCGCAGCGUCCUGGAGAGUAUCCUCACCCCUCUCCUCCUGGUCAAAGACAUCUACAGAGAGCGCCAUCUAGAAGAAGAGGAGGAGGUAGGCGGGGAAUAGAGUCCACUCUUCCUCCAUCACAGAGAAGAGGAGGAUUAGGGGGUCCUCUUAUCCUCCAUGUUCCAUCCGCAACAACAUUACAACUGGGUUGCUGCAUUAUCUGUUAGUUAUUCCACCAUUUCACACCGAUCUCAGGCCAGCUGUGAGCGUACAGUGGAUGUCCGGUUGGAAGGGACUGCACAUGCCCAGAGCUGAUCGGAGGACCGUGUUUCCCUGAAGGGCCAAGGAAGGGGACUCUGACUGCGUGUAGCUAGCGUAUUGGAGUGUGUCGUGUGAAAAGCCAUUCACCAUGAACUGUUGCCCUUCCUUCCUUCCUUCCAUAGGGGAACUCUGUCCACGUGAUGUAGCAUUAUUUACUAAGCCCAGAUUGGGCUGCUAUGCUGUGUAAAUAUUUCUGAAAGUUAAAAGUAGUGGACGGGAAGAGACAGCGAGACAUCCACCAGAAAUGCCCACUGAAUCCUCCUCCCCUUUGACCCCCAGAAGCCUUUUAAAGAUGAGACAUUUAUUUAUUGCGGUUGAUUGAUUGGUUCUAUUGUACGUUUGUUCUUUGUACGCCGGGUUGUGAUGUGUUCGAUUGUGCCAUUUUCCUCUCCUCCAUUAAGAGCAUUAAUUAGUUGAUUUAAUUAAAUCUGCUGCAGCCUGGAGCUCUCCUGUGUCUCUCUUUCCCUUGUCUUUUUCCUUUGGUGGGCGGUAGUGGUGGCUGUAGGGGUACUGUCUGGGGCUUCAGAGGAGUUGUAGGUACAAGUAUGAAGGAGAUGGUAUCCUGCCUAAAGACUACAUUUUGAAAUACUAUAUUUUGUCAAAUUGAAUCCCAUUUGUAUUUUGUUUUGUCUCAUUUAAGCUAUUUGAUGUUUAUUAUUUAGUUGAAAACGUAGCACUUGAUAAUGGGUGUUGAAUUACUCCCAGCUAAUGAGUGAUAAUCUGUUAACAUGUCAACAACAAACUGUUUCUGUUGUAACUAGGGUGGACAGAUCUCUUUCAGGAUUAGCACAUUAUAGACAUGCCUGGUGACGUUUCCCAAAUGUACUCCAUCUCCAGGCAUCCAAGUUACACUAGAAAGCUCUGCAUUUAUUUUAUUUAUGUUUUUUUACAGUUUCACUUUUACGUCUUCUUUGUAUUAUUUUCUAUCAAUAAAUUACACAAGCGAAUACCUCGUUUUUACGUUGACUUCUGAAUAGGAUUUUGUUUUUUCCGUUUUCGUUGAAUGGCACCUGCCUUGCCUAUUGACGUCCAUGUAAUGUCUGGAGACUACGCUUCGAGGCUGGAGGAUGUCUGGAAAGAGCCUGUCAAGGAAAGGAAAGGAGUCACGGUUGGUUCUGUGACUGACCGGCUGGCUCUGAAGCCUAAUGUGAAUGUGCCUAUCUGUGUGUACUGAACGUGUACGUGUAACUUCACGCGAGGUUGAUGCAGUGUGUGGGCUGAUAUGACAAAAUAAAUCAUUUCAUUUCUUAA